Vitis vinifera (wine grape) is the source of this 2395-nucleotide messenger RNA. RefSeq names its product zinc finger protein CONSTANS-LIKE 1. The record is from RefSeq and is a predicted model, not a curated record. Gene Ontology annotation, biological process: regulation of flower development. Gene Ontology annotation, cellular component: nucleus. Bases 1268 to 2002 code for a protein of 244 amino acids. NCBI's taxonomy places the organism in Eukaryota, Viridiplantae, Streptophyta, Magnoliopsida, Vitales, Vitaceae. The transcript is spliced from 4 exons. Gene Ontology annotation, molecular function: protein binding.
AAUAUGAAUGGGUUUUCUUUUUUGAUUUCUCGCAAUUUCCCAGUUAUCAAACAGAACAUUUGGGUUUGUGGGUCUCUGUUUUCUGCUGUGAUUCUGUGAAAAUCUGCAUCAGCUUAUAUUUUCUUUGUAUUGUGAUUAAAUUCUUGCCGACUAUUCCUGUUCUGAUCUUGAAAAAUCAAAAUUUCUGAAAUUUUUUUAAUUAUUUAUGUCGGUUGCAUUUGUUGUAUAGCUUUUGUGUUUGGUUGCUGAGAAAAUUGACGAAAAGGGAGGAAACAAGCAAAGAAAAGAAAAUUUUGGAUCUUUUGCUUUUUUUUAUGUGGUUUUGGUUUCCAGAAAAUGGAAUCCAAGAUUCAGAGUUUACUUCUUUUCAACAUUUUCACAGCAAGUAAACAAAGCAUAAAUGGGAAACCAUUAAAGUUCUCUUUUUCUUGCUGGAUCUGGAAAAAAAAAAAAGUGUAAAGGAGAAUACAAGUGGGAAAUCAUUUCACAGUCAUAUGAGCCGUAUUGUGUAAUCCUUUUUCCAUUUCCUUGAAUUUCUGAUGUCAACUGGGAAUUGGGUUUUCACUUUUCAUCACAAUAAAAAAAGAGUUGAGGAAAAGGCAAAGUUAAUUCCCACUUUAUUGCUAAACACACACAAUUCCAUGAGUUUUGAUUGAUGGUGUGAAAACCAUAUUUGUAAAAAAGGAAAGGGAAAAAAAAGGAAAAAACCCCGUGAAAAGCUUGUAGUGGAGCUUUGCCCUCAUUGUCAGUGGUUGAUUUUCCAGGAAAAGAAAUCCUCCACUCUGAGUUGUUAGGUGGAUUAGUCAUUUGGAGAGUGUCCUGAAGGUAAUUGGGUUGCAUCUGUUUGCUAAGAAGGAAUAGUGCUUGGAGAUAUGAACUUAGAGCAUGUGGAAAUUGUAGAAACCGAAAUUGAUACACUAGGGAUUCUCUCAUGCUUGCCUUUUUUUAUAUUAGGAAUUUUUGGCUAAAUUUGGGUGGCUCAAAGUUGUGAAUUUUUUCAAAUAUAUGUGGAAUUAGUUGACAAAUGCGAGAAUUUUCCCCUUUAGGGUAACUUCAAUUCAUUUGGGGUUUGUUAUCUGAAUCCAAUCUCAACCCUAUGGUUUAAUUUUGAGGCCAUUGAGCUGUGUUUAGCCAACUUGACCUAACUAAAGCUGAAUACAAAUUCCAUCAUGUUGGAUGAGGCUCAAAUCAUGCCUUGUUACUGUUGCAUCUGUUCAUUUCAGUAUUCUUAGGGACUGCUUCAAUUCAAGAAAGCCACCUGGCUCAGAUGUCCACCAUAAUGGAAUAUGACCUGGGAGCAGAAGGAGAUCUGUUCAAAGCUCCGGAACCCAUCAUUGAAGAACCAGUCAUGGGCCUUGAUCCCAUGACUGCAGCCAUGUCGAUGAUACCUUGUGGGGAAGAUGUCAUCUCCCCACAAGGGCUCAAGGUCUCGGAUAUCGAAUCAAUUCAAAGUGAGCAGCUUUUGAGUGAGGUUUUCUAUGAAUGCAAGAAGGAUCUCUUGGCUAAAACUGUAAUAGAAUCACCACUCUCUGAGGUCCUGGAUAUCAAGAUUCCGGUUGCAAGGAUGGGAGAGACUCAAGCUGCAGAGGAGAAAGCACUUUAUGAAGGAUUGUUCCAGAAAAGUGUCAGCUCGGGGUGUUUAAGCUCGAUGGAGUGGGUCAAUGGGACUGCCAUGAGGCCGAACUUUCUGGACUUCCCUGGAAUGGACUUUGGAGCUGCUUAUGGGAUGCGGAGGGCAUUCAGUGACGGAGACAUAAAGACACUCGGUAAUGGCCAAAUGAGCCUCAUUCGAACUCCUCUCGACCAUCCAGUUGUUGUCAGCAACUACACCCCCACUGAAGAUCGGCAGAAAAAGCUUUCCAGAUACAGGAACAAGAGGACCAAGAGGAACUUCGGCCGAAAAAUCAAGUAUGCUUGCAGGAAGGCGCUGGCUGACAGCCAACCAAGGAUCCGCGGAAGGUUUGCGAAGACUGAAGAACUGGACAUGACCAAGAGACAAUGACUAGUAUUAACUGCAACUCCAGGAAGAAUGAAGAAGCGAAAAGAAAAAGAAAAAGAAAAAAAAAAUCCGGAAAAAAGUAAUGAAAGAGAUCAGUACCAGUGUAAGCCUGGCAAAUAGAGUUUGGUAAGAGGCUAUAAAUAUGUUGUAGUGAAUCAGAAUAAGCCAGACCCCUCUCCUCUAUCUCCUCUAUAAAGGAAGGGACCCUUUCCAACACUUACAAACUGGUUGGAUCUGUCACUAGUUGUAAUAAAAUCUCCUCCUCUGUAGAACUGAAAAAAAAAAUCCCCCCCUAGAGGUUGUACAUAGGGUUUGUUGAAUAAGAGGGGAUGUGAAAACAUUAAUGUACUUGUUCAUAUAUGUGUUAUGAAAUAACAGUAUUGUAGUUUCUUUUAA